AGGUUAACCACUGACAACUGACUCAACUAACCUACUCUACUUCGCUGUGCUUUGAAACGUAAAGAGAUUAUCAUAAUUUGUUUCUAGCAAUGAAAUUAGUGUAAUUUCUAAUAGAAUUCCUUCUUAUUUACAUUGUAAGCAUUCAGUUUUUAUGUAGAUAUUAGUUAGAAAUGGCAGACGGUGAUGAUAGUGCAGUGUUGGAAGUCGCGUCAGAAUGUAAAUCAGAAUCUAGCAGAAACGAAAGCAGAGGUUCAAUAACUGAAAUUUCAAAUUACAGUACGUCUUUAGAAGGAUCUGUGAUUGCUUCUCCAUCCGUCGAAAGCUUCUCACUUUUGCCGGAGAAUAAUGGAUUUGAUUUUAGUCUUGAUUCUAAAGACCUGCAAGUUCGUGUUGACAAUCCUCAGAAACAUCUAGAUCCUUUUGAAACCUAUAUUUCGUUCCGUAUUACUACAAAGACUACAAGAGAAGAAUUCUCUGAGAAAGAGUAUGUAGUUAGAAGACGUUACAGUGAUUUUAUAUGGCUGAGACAGAAAUUGGUGGAAGACCAUCCUACUCACUUGGUGCCUGCAAUCCCAGCAAAACAUACCUUACUAGGACAGCUGGAUCGUUACUCUAGAGAUUUUGUGAUCUGUCGUAUGACAAUGUUAAAUCGUUAUAUGAACCGAGUGGUCAAUCAUCCUAUACUAAGCUGCAAUGCUAACUUGAAGACGUUCCUUACUGCUAAAUCUACGGAAUUCUCGUCCCACCGCAAAGCAGUCAACACAAGUCUGUUGAACCGUAUGUCGGAUUCCCUCCAAAACCUGACAACAAUUUACGCAUCACGUGGUCAACGCAACCACGAAUUCGAGGCAGUCAACGAUCACGUGACCACUCUGUCUGAUAAGCUGUUGGCUGUGAAACAGUGUGGACAACGCAUCUACAAGGAGAGGAAAGAGUUUCAGAUGGAAUCCACCCUCAUGCAACCGAUACUCAUGCGAUGGGCUUCUUCGGAGGCGCCUACUGAGAUGAAUAAGGUUCUACUAAGUGUAGCCAGUGCCAUAGACGCAUGCACGUCGGCCCAUCGCCGAAAUCUACUGGACACUUUCAAUGCGGACUUCCAACAGCCGCUAACUGAGUACCUGAUGUAUGUCGAUGCCAUCAAGGAGGCCCUGGCCAGGCGGGACUCCAUCCAAGUCGAGUACGAGGCCACCGUCGACAAGAUGGCCAAGAAGCGGGGUGAGAAGGAUAACCUGAUGGGUGGUGCCGAGGGCGGUGCUGGAGGUAGUGGUUUCCUCGGUUUCAACCUGUGGAAAUCGGGCACUGAGGCCCGUGAAGACCGCCUUGAGAAGCUGGGCACAUCCAUUCCGAAACUAGUCAAACAGGCCGAACUCAACCAGGACAAACUGGAGAUCGCCAACGAAAACCUGCGCUCCGACCUGCACCGAUGGAGGUUCGAGAAGAAGGAAGACCUGAAGAAAAUCCUGCUGAAAAUGGCCGACAACCAUGUGAAGUACUACCAGGAGUGUUUGUCUGCAUGGGAGCGACUUGCCGGUAGCAGUACUGCUUCUAGUCACUUGGCGCCUGGUACUGCGUCUAGUCACCACGUGGCGCCCGGUAGUUGUAGUUCUGCUCCUGGCCACCAGGUGAGCUUCAAUAUGGUGGAACCGAGGAAAGUGGACUCUGCUACAGUUAUGGAUAUGCCGUUAGUGGCCAGUACUGAUGAUCUAUCGCCGGUUAGCUAACUUGGGGUUAGCUAACGUUAAUCGUUGGUUAGCUAACUUUAAUUGUUGGUUUAAGCAUAGAAAAAAGAUUGCAUGAGAAGAUAUCUCAUGGUUUGUAGAAUUAAAAUCAAAUUAUGAUGUUGUGUAUCAAUUUGAGAUGAUACUGUAUAAUAUAAUGUUGAUACUGUAUCAUGACUGUGUGGUGAUACCUUAUCAUAUUGUGUUGAUACUGUAACAUAUUGUAUUGGCAAAGAAUGCAUUAGAAGAUAUCCCAUGGUUUGUAGAUUUGAUUCAAAUUUUGGAAGUUUUGUAUCAAAUUGAGAUGAUACUGUAUAAUAUAGUGUAGAUACUGUAUCAUAUCGAGAUGAUACUGUAUAAUAUUGUG
Messenger RNA from Nilaparvata lugens (brown planthopper), 2085 nucleotides. Its product is annotated as sorting nexin-30. The record is from RefSeq and is a predicted model, not a curated record. The coding region runs from base 171 to 1721 and encodes 516 amino acids. Gene Ontology annotation, molecular function: phosphatidylinositol binding. NCBI's taxonomy places the organism in Eukaryota, Metazoa, Arthropoda, Insecta, Hemiptera, Delphacidae. The transcript is spliced from 7 exons.